AGGGCACUUCUGCGCAAACAUGAGAAUCAAUAAUUAAUAUACAUCCCCAUCAGUUUUCUCUUCUCCGCGCUCUUAUUUUGACACACUUCACAGGAAGUGAGUAUGUACAGACGUAUGCCGUCACUUUAGGCCCGUGCCUUCGUCCUCACUCUCCGCUGUUUCUGUCUCAGGUGAUGGAAGCUCAGAAGUGUGUCCAGAUUUUCUGCCAGACUUCCGGUGAGUCUUUAACCAGUGAGAGCGCCAUCUGAAGGACGGACAGCUGCAGCUCUAACAGGGCAGUGCUGACCUUCAGCUGACUGGUGGAGCAGGCAGGUGUGGGCGGGCCAGAGACUGGCAGGAUGGUGAUGGUUCCAUUCACCUCAGCUAGGAUGCCAAGCCUUCUUUUGAUCAAUUAUGGUCAACGGAGGCUGAUCCUGGUUGAGGUGUUUAACCCGCCUUCUGAACCGAGGCUCUCGUCUGAUUGGUCUCUGUCCUGCAGAUGGUCCAGAUGUGGAAUCAGGGAGGAAAAUGAGGAAAAGGAGCUCUGUGUGCCUCGCUGCCUCUGCUCCAAUGACUGUAGAAAACUUUCUACAGUUUCUCUGCUUAAUGCUUCACUGACAUGGAGGAAGGAAGCUCUGCGCAGGAUCAUCAGCACUUUGGCCAAUAAGAACGAGGAGCUCCAAAACUUCCUGGAAGCAGUUGACCAUACACUGGCGGGCCUGCAGGAGGAGUCAUGCAAAGUGAUGUCAGACUUAGAGGCAGAGUUGGAGAAGCUAAACUCUGCCCUGGAGGAGAAGGGGGCGGAGCUCCGUUACAUAAUCAAAGAAGAGAAGCAAAGGAAGGAGGCGGAGCUUCAGAAGCAGCUGUCGGAGGGCAAGUUUGCUCUGGUCUCUUGCGAGGAGCUUCUUGACUUUGCAAAUCAAACACUGACGAUCAACACUGAAGAAGAAUUUCUCGCGGCGGCAAAACAAAUCAAAGAGCGGGUAACAAUGGCACCAGCGUUCCGCCUAACCACUCGCCCUGCGGUGUCAGACAACAUGUCACAAUUUACUGUGGACUUCAGUGCGGAGAGGGCGGGGCUUCAACGACUUCACUUUCUUCCAGUGCCGAGAGCUCCACAGAUCGAUGCCUCCAGUUGUGUAGUCCGUGACAACACCAUCACGGUCACCUGGCGACCGCCUGGCGAGGCAGACAGUGGUGGCGAUAGCAGCAGCAGACCAAUCGAACGUUACGAGCUAGAGUACCGAAAAACGGACCGUGACAGCACACUGAGAGUGGCGGGAGAGGGUAGCUGGGAGAAAGUCUGUGACAUUAUCGAACCUCAGGUCACCAUCUCAGGUUUGAAGUUCGAUUCGCGCUUCAUUGCCAUUCGAGUCCGAGCUAGAAACAAAGCAGCGGCUGGCGAGUUUUCAGAGCCUAUCGCCAUAGAAACAACAGCAUAUAAUUUCAGCUUCGACGCUUCGACAGCACACGCCGAGCUCAAGGUUCAGGGCGACAUGGUGACCUGGGAGCCUCAGGGGGUCAAAGGUCAUGAUCCUCGCCUGCGAGGCAAAGAGAACAAAAGCAGCCGGAGCGCCACGCCAUCGCCCAAUAAGACGGCUGCAAAUCGAGGAGGACGCGAUCGAUUUGCUGGGGAGUCAUACACAGUGCUGGGUGACCAGGAGAUGACUAAUGGUUGUCACUACUGGGAGCUCCGCCCCCUGGCUGACUGGAAAUCGUUCAGUGUAGGCGUGGCCUAUCGGGGCAGCCUGGGACGCUUUGACCAAUUAGGGAAGGGCACCGGUUCGUGGUGUCUCCACGCCAGCCAAUGGCUGCAGAGCUCUCUUGCCGCAAAGCACAACAACCGAGCAAAGACACUGGAUUGGCCGUUACCUCAGCGAGUCGGAAUCUACUGUGACUAUGACAAUGGUGAUUUGUUGUUUAUUGAUGUAGAUCGUCUUCGUCUUCUUCACGCCUUCAAAACAAAGUUCAGCCAGCCGCUUGUCCCUGCCUUCACCGUUUGGUGUGGUGGUAUCACCAUAGCGACAGGUCUUCAGGUGCCGAGCUUUAUGGGAAAUUUCCUGACGACCAAUCGGAGCCUCAGCAGCCUUUCCCCGUGAUCGACUGAUGAGCGGUUUUAUUUUAAGUCAUAUCAUUGCUGUUUGUAUUUCUUAAAAUCAAUAAGUUUUUAUCAGAUUUAUUGCUAUUGAGCAUCAAUUUUACAACAGUUUUUACUCUACUGUGAGACUUUUAUUGUGAAAGUCUGGAACUGAAGCCAUAGUAUGUAGCUGUGGAUUUUCCUCUGAAAUCUGUACCUAGAUGUAAUUUAUUUUCAAGUUCUGUGCUUGUCUUGUAAAACACUAUUAUUCUGAAAGAGUAGACUAGAGACAGAGCUGCACAUUGCUACUGAACUUUAUUUUGAAACUACUUCCACAUGACUGACUUUUAUUGUGAAGGAACCAGGGUAUAAGAUUUUAUGAAAUCAUUGAUUAAAAAGUGAAUUUAUUGAUCUGA
Molecule: messenger RNA, 2472 nt
Organism: Oreochromis niloticus (Nile tilapia)
Lineage: Eukaryota; Metazoa; Chordata; Actinopteri; Cichliformes; Cichlidae
Gene: fsd1l
Product: fibronectin type III and SPRY domain containing 1-like
Exons: 14
Coding region: 339-2078 (579 amino acids)
Molecular function (GO): protein binding
Source: RefSeq, a predicted model, not a curated record